Messenger RNA from Physeter macrocephalus (sperm whale), 945 nucleotides. Its product is annotated as phosphatidylinositol 5-phosphate 4-kinase type-2 gamma. Gene Ontology annotation, molecular function: 1-phosphatidylinositol-4-phosphate 5-kinase activity; 1-phosphatidylinositol-5-phosphate 4-kinase activity. Gene Ontology annotation, biological process: phosphatidylinositol phosphate biosynthetic process. Gene Ontology annotation, cellular component: plasma membrane. The transcript is spliced from 7 exons. The record is from RefSeq and is a predicted model, not a curated record. Bases 83 to 916 code for a protein of 277 amino acids. Lineage: Eukaryota; Metazoa; Chordata; Mammalia; Artiodactyla; Physeteridae.
CGCAGGUGAGCGCCGCUUCCGGGGUCGCGAGACCACAUCGCGGCCGGCUCUGGCUUUCACUCGCUUGGGUGUGCGGGAGACUAUGGCGUCCUCCUCGGUCCCGCCGGCCACUGUACCGGCGCCGACAGCGGCUUCCGGCACGGGUUUCGGCUUCGCUUCCAAAACCAAGAAGAAGCAUUUCGUGCAGCAGAAGGUGAAGGUGUUCCGGGCGACCGACCCGCUGAUGGGCGUGUUCCUGUGGGGCGUAGCCCACUCGAUCAAUGAGCUCAGCCAGGUGCCUCCCCCGGUGAUGCUGCUGCCAGAUGACUUUAAGGCCAGCUCCAAGAUCAAGGUCAACAAUCACCUUUUCCGCAGGGAAAAUCUGCCCAGUCAUUUCAAGUUCAAGGAGUAUUGUCCCCAGGUCUUCAGGAACCUGCGUGAUCGAUUUGGUAUUGAUGACCAGGAUUACUUGGUGUCCCUUACCCGAAGUCCCCCGAGUGAAAGUGAAGGCAGUGAUGGUCGCUUCCUUAUCUCCUAUGAUCGGACUCUGGUCAUCAAAGAAGUAUCCAGUGAAGACAUUGCUGACAUGCAUAGCAACCUUUCCAACUACCAUCAGUACAUUGUGAAGUGCCAUGGCAACACCCUGCUGCCCCAGUUCCUGGGGAUGUACCGGGUUAGCGUGGACAACGAAGACAGCUACAUGCUUGUGAUGCGCAACAUGUUUAGCCACCGUCUCCCUGUGCACAGGAAGUAUGACCUCAAGGGCUCCCUAGUGUCCCGGGAAGCCAGCGAUAAGGAGAAGGUUAAAGAAUUGCCCACCCUUAAGGAUAUGGACUUUCUCAACAAGAACCAGAAAGUUUAUAUUGCUGAAGAGGAGAAGAAAGUCUUUCUAGAGAAGCUAAAGAGAGAUGUGGAGGUGAUGUUUGGGGUGCUGUGAGAAAUGGCUUUGUUUCCCUUUUUUGCUCC